Lagenorhynchus albirostris (white-beaked dolphin) is the source of this 1067-nucleotide messenger RNA. It is a transcript of the gene LIME1, whose product is annotated as Lck interacting transmembrane adaptor 1. Gene Ontology annotation, biological process: regulation of transcription by RNA polymerase II; regulation of MAP kinase activity; regulation of release of sequestered calcium ion into cytosol. Lineage: Eukaryota; Metazoa; Chordata; Mammalia; Artiodactyla; Delphinidae. Gene Ontology annotation, molecular function: protein kinase binding. The record is from RefSeq and is a predicted model, not a curated record. Gene Ontology annotation, cellular component: B cell receptor complex.
AUGCCUGGGCAGGACAUGGCUGUAGGUCCUCAUGGGGGCCAGACAGAGCAUGCCUCACCCCUCACCAGCAGCCCCUGUGCAGAGGCGGGAGGGCCGACACCUCUGCCUCCCCGCUCUGAUGACCCUCUUGCACCCAGGAAGCGGGCACAGAGGCAGCUGUCUGGGCCACAGAGCAGUGUAAUGCCAGCAGAAGCGUCACUGCUGAGACGACCCUACCACUGCUCCCUCGGCAAGUCGGACACCAGACUGCACGAGCUGCACCGCAGCUGGCUCUGCAGCAGAGCCCCACAGCCUGCCAGCAUGGAUCUGCGCCCACAAUGGCUGGAGGCGUCCAGAGGCACGACGUCCAGGCCCCCGGCAGCCUUCCCACACCAGGAGCUGCCCCUGGUCACGCCCUCCACCGGCCCUGAGGCCACCUAUUCCAACGUGGGGCUGGCUGCCAUCCCCGGGACCGGGCUGGCAGUCACCUCUGGGGUACCCGUGGGGGCUGAGUAUGCGUGUGUCCAGAAGCGCAAGGGAACAGAUAGGGGCCCCCGGCCUGGACACGGGAAAGCUGAGGCGACCCCAGCUGCUCAGGUGGACAUCCUGUAUUCCAGGAUCAGCAGGCCUAAAAGGAGGGACCCAGGACCUUCCACAGACCAGCCAGGCCCCAAGGGUGGGGAAGCGAGUUUGGCUCUGGGGAGGGACCUGGCCUACGAGGUCCUCCCUCUCAGGGGCCUGGGCGUGGACAAGAGCCUCCUGGAAAACGUGUAUGAGAGCAUCCAGGGGACGGAGGCCCCCGGGCACCUGGAACCCCCCAGCUCCAACUCCUACCAGGAGAGGACAUGUGCAGGGCAUGGAGACCCCCUGCUUCCUGUCUAAGCCUGGGGAGGGGUCUUCAUCCCCUCUGCCCUGAACACCCAGGUACAGAUGAUCCUUCCUCCAGAGUGGGGUGCGACCCCUCACUUCCCACAGAGUCCCCUCCCCCACACGCGGCUAACAGCACGAAUUCCGGAUAGCAGUGCUGUCAGCCUAUGGGGUCCCUAGGGUCCUGGCUGCCAUGUCCUCUCUAGGGCAGGGUCUCAAUA